Messenger RNA from Labrus mixtus (cuckoo wrasse), 1936 nucleotides. RefSeq names its product purinergic receptor P2X, ligand-gated ion channel, 1 (gene p2rx1). The coding region runs from base 205 to 1389 and encodes 394 amino acids. The transcript has 13 exons. Gene Ontology annotation, molecular function: extracellularly ATP-gated monoatomic cation channel activity; purinergic nucleotide receptor activity; ATP binding. Lineage: Eukaryota; Metazoa; Chordata; Actinopteri; Labriformes; Labridae. Gene Ontology annotation, biological process: monoatomic cation transmembrane transport; response to ATP. Gene Ontology annotation, cellular component: plasma membrane; nuclear inner membrane. The record is from RefSeq and is a predicted model, not a curated record.
AGGAAGUCCUACUCUUCAGGACUUCUCAUGAAGCACGUCAGACGUUUCUUAUGAGAGGAGGCGGAGGACCUUAGCCACUGUACAGUGAGGGAGCAGACAGAGGAGACCAGGAGGAGAAGAAGUGGAACUCCGGGUAUUUAUAUGUGAGUGGGGUGAAAAGAGAGAGAGACACCCCCGUCUCUGUGGGUCAGCCGAUGAGAGAAGAUGAAGAGCCAAAUCACAAACGCCAUCUCCGACUUCUUCUUUGAGUACGAGACCCCGCGCCAGGUGCUGGUGAGGAACAGGAGGGUGGGAGUGGUGUGCCGCCUCAUCCAGCUGGGGGUCCUGGCUUACAUCAUCGGGUGGGUGUUCAUCUACGAGAAAGGCUACCAGUCCACAGACACGGCCGUGAGCUCCGUCUUCACCAAAAUGAAAGGAGUGGGCUACACCAAUGAGACAGGAAAAGAGAGAGUCUGGGACGUGGCCGACUAUGUGUUCCCUCCACAGGGAGACUCAUCGUUUGUGGUGAUGACUAACUACAUCAUAACUGAAGGUCAGAACAUGUCGAAGUGUCCAGAGCUCCCAGGGAAGCACAACUGUACCUCAAACAAAGACUGUGAAGGAGGGGGUUUCCAACGUACGGGACAUGGACAAAUGACAGGAGUUUGUGUGAAGUUGAACACGACCUGUGAGGUGCUGGCCUGGUGCCCCGUGGAGGAUGAUCGCAAAAUACCAGAUCCUCCUAUGUUGAUGUCUGCAGAGAACUACACGCUGUUCAUCAAAAACUCUGUGACCUUCCCCUUGUUUGGAGUCACGAGGAGUAACCUGGUGGAGGGUAUUGAUGCUGAAUACGUCAGUAAAUGCCUCCAUGAUCCAGAGAAAGCUCCGCUGUGUCCCAUUUUUAAACUGGGAGACAUCGUCAAACUGUCUGGUUUCAACUUUGAAACCAUAGCCAAAGUGGGAGGGGCCAUUGGUAUAGUGGUGGACUGGACGUGCAACUUUGACACGGAUGUCAGGAACUGUAAACCAAAGUACAACUUCCACGGUCUGUACGGGAACCCCACAGAGACGGACAAAGCCCGAGCUUCAGUGGGCUACAAUUUCAGGUUUGCAAAGUAUUAUUUGGAGGACAGAAUUCAGAGAAGGACUCUCCUCAAGGUGUUCGGGAUCAGGAUCGACAUCAUCGUGCAGUCACUGGCGAGAAAAUUCGACAUCAUCCCAACGCUGACAGCAAUCGGCUCUGGAGUGGGAAUCUUUGGAGUGGCAACUGUUGUGUGUGACCUGGUGCUGCUCUAUUUGCUCCCCAAAAGAGAAUUUUACAAGAACAUGAAAUUCAAAUACACAGACACACACAUACAGGAUCCGGAUUCAGAGGUCGGCAGCAUAGAGACUGAGGUAUCUAAAAAAUGACCCGGGAGGAAGCUUGUAAGGUACUUUUUUUUGGGACGGUGUAGUGCACUGGAACCCUGCAAUAAACCCCCCCACAAGUCACCAUGGAGAAACACACUCAGACUCUAAGAGGACUCUUGACUGGAGCGAUCAAAACCAGAGACAUGGCUCCACGUGUCCUCUUCUUCCUCUUCAUUUUCCAGCUGCAUCUUCGGCCACCACCUCCCUACCUGAGAGAUGAUACAGUGACUCUUACUCUUGGUGUCGAGCCCUAGCAUAGCUCAGCUGUGUGUGUGUGUGUGUUCUUUUUUUUGGGUGUAGCUCGGUUUGCUUUUUUUUCAUACUCUGGGUGUAACCCUCCACCUAACCAUCUCCAUAUCUGUGCAGGUGAAAGCACAUGUUCUGGCACUAACUGUGUGUGCACAUAUCAUCCAUAAGUCAAUCCAUUAAACCGUCACUGUCCUCGUCAAAGAAAGAUAAACACAUGACGUGUGGAUGUGCCGCUGUCAGAGUCAUCCUGUGUGCACCUUGUGAUCGACUGCUGCAUUCAAUAAAACAUGUACAGAUA